Engraulis encrasicolus (European anchovy) is the source of this 2416-nucleotide messenger RNA. RefSeq names its product SUMO specific peptidase 3b (gene senp3b). Gene Ontology annotation, molecular function: deSUMOylase activity. Bases 207 to 1916 code for a protein of 569 amino acids. The record is from RefSeq and is a predicted model, not a curated record. Gene Ontology annotation, cellular component: nucleus. Lineage: Eukaryota; Metazoa; Chordata; Actinopteri; Clupeiformes; Engraulidae. Gene Ontology annotation, biological process: protein desumoylation; proteolysis. The transcript has 11 exons.
CGGAAACAGCUUGCCUUCGUUUUAAAGAGGCGCCGGUGUUCAUUGAAUGAGGUUGAAUUAGAAGCGUCUGUUUAGGAUCGCUUCUACAAUUGAGCUCCUACGAAGCCAGAAGCGAUCCAAACAAUUGUUGUUGUAUUCAUUAUUCUUAUAAAAGAUUGCACUUUGACGGUGGCGAGCUGGCGCAGGUUGCAGGGUGCCCGUGGACGAUGAGAGACAGCAGCGGCAGCCUGGCACAGAACCGCUGGCAGGGUGAGCUGCCCUUGGCUGUGGGCCAGGAGGGCAAUGGUGCCGCGGGCAUGCCCGCCGGGCACCUCAUGGACUCCUCCUCGCCCAACCGCGUGUCCAGCCCCAUGCACCUCAAGAUAGGGCAGAAGGAGCGCGUCAGUGAGACGGAGUACCUGGACCAGGAAACUAUGGAUUUUGGGAGGGAAAUGGAAGAGGAGGACGAGGAAGAGGAAGAAGACGAGGAAGAGGAGGAGGAAGACGAGGAAGACGAGGACUUGGACGAGCAGGAGGAUGAGGUGGACUUUGAGGCUGCUCCUUGGGAGGAGCUAGAAGGGGUGGAGGAGUGGCAGGCCCCACACGAGACACCGCUGGUGUCCCUCACAGACCAGCAGCACCUGCGACAGCAACAAUCAGCAACACCACCCCCCCUGGAGGAGGAGGAUGAAGAGGAGGAGGAGGAGGAGGAGGGGCACGCCCAGCUCCUGGCCGGGGAGUCGCCCGAGUCGCAGCCCAUGUGGUCGAGGCUCUCGUUCGACCGGCUGCGUCGGCUGAGGCGUCUGCGGAGGCUGCGCGUUCACAGCAGCCUGCGCUCCCGCCUGGCGCAGCACUGGAAGACAUGGCGCCAGCGGGCGCAGAGGAUGGGCAUGAGGGGGCACCGCAGGGUGAAGCGGUGGCGCCAGCACAGUGCCUACGGCAUGCGGCAGCGGAGGGACCCCGGACUGAGCAGCUCGCAGUCGGAAGAACAGAUGCAGGAGGCGGCUGAGGCAGAAUCACGUUUUUUUGGUCUUAAUGGCUACCGUGGUGACUCCCAGGCCAGCUCCCUGGUCAGCUCUGGGGACAUGGGUGGACAAGACUUUGUCACCAUGCGUCCACGGCCCAUCGAGAUGGCUCUCACUGAAGAACACAUGACCUGCUUGCAUGGAAUCCUUGACGAGUCUUUGCAGCAGUACGGAAGUCUCAUUCCCAUCCAUAUUGAUGACGUCGUUGAAAAACUGCAGGACAUCUUCAAGGAAAAUUUUGCCCAGCCACACAGGAAAGCUACAGUGCAAUCCGUAAUUCAGGCCUACCAAAGGUCUCCCGGCACUGCCAUGGUGCGAGGGUUCCGCGUCAACUACAAGCGACACAUCCUCACCAUGGACGACCUCAGCACUCUGUAUGGACAGAACUGGUUGAAUGAUCAGGUUAUGAAUAUGUAUGGUGAUCUGGUGAUGGAUUCGGUGCCUGAAAAGGUUCACUUUUUUAACAGCUUCUUUUAUGACAAGUUGAGGACAAAAGGAUAUGAUGGGGUCAAAAGGUGGACAAAAAAUGUGGACAUCUUCCAGAAAGAUCUCCUGCUGAUCCCCAUUCACCUGGAGGUGCACUGGUCUCUGGUGAGCGUGGACAUCAAACGCAAGGCCGUCACCUACUUUGACUCGCAGCGCACUCUAAAUAAACGCUGUCCAAAGCACAUUGCAAAGUACUUGCUGGCAGAGGCUUUUAUGAAACAACAGCCAGACUUUAUGAUUGGAUGGAAAGGUUACUUUAAAAUGAAUGUGGCCCGACAGAACAACGACAGUGACUGUGGAGCAUUUGUUCUCCAGUACUGCAAGUGUCUUGCCCUUGGACAGCCUUUCAGUUUCAGUCAGCAGGACAUGCCCAAACUGAGGCGACUUAUGUAUAAAGAACUGUGCCACUGCCGGCUCUCGCUGUAAAUGUCUGCGCGAGACAGUCCUGUCCUCCCCAGUUGAAAGCAGAGCCCCCACCACCUUCAUCCCCGCCUAACAUCUUUUGUCAGUCAAACCAAGAGACUACUCAGAGGAUGAUUUGGUCUUUGACCGUGCUCAUUUUCUCCCAUCCACACUUUUUUUUUUUAUACAUAUAUAUAUAAAUCUAUAUAUAUUGUCUAUUGUUUCUUCGUGGUUGACAGAGGCCAACUCAACUCAACUGUUAUUGUUACCAUGUGGACACAGUUUUGCAGUAAGAGGACCCAUCGAAAAGGCCUUCUGGACAGGGCUGUGACUUAACGCUAUUGGAGGAUGGAGAAGUCACCCAAGGGUUCCAGUCUCUCUUUUUUCCCCCCCUCUCCUACAGGUCUUGUUUUUGUCCCCUCCAUGUCAGUACCCAUGUUGCUAUGCUUACUGUAAGAAAUGUGGAAAUGGAUCAAGAUGGUUGUUUGCGACUUUAUUUUUAAAUAAAUCAUAUCUCAUAAAGA